Molecule: messenger RNA, 1612 nt
Organism: Olea europaea var. sylvestris
Lineage: Eukaryota; Viridiplantae; Streptophyta; Magnoliopsida; Lamiales; Oleaceae
Exons: 1
Coding region: 144-1427 (427 amino acids)
Molecular function (GO): protein binding
Source: RefSeq, a predicted model, not a curated record
AAAAGAUAAGAAUUUGGUACCACAAAAGAUAAGAUCAAACUUGUUCACGCCGUAGAAAAACAAGAAUUUCACCUAUUCAUAAAUUCAUCUGUUGUGUUCGCUGCAAUUUUUCUCCCAGCAGUUCCGUAGUUAAUCUUCCAGCCAUGCCAUCUUCACAAUCCUUAUCGCACAACGAUGAGUCUUUCCAAACCCUAUUGGAAUCGGCCCGUCCCUUCCUCAGAGGCGAGCUUGAAACUAUCAACGAAAAUCUGCCUGAUCUAAUAUCCGUUUUGCGUUCCGUGGGCGCCGGAGAGUGCUGGCACAAACACGGCACCUUUCUUGAUCACCUUGUCGAUUUAUAUCGCAUACUCAAGAUUUGGAAGGCACCUGAAUCAGUUUGUCUCUGUGGUCUUUUUCACUCAGCCUAUUCGAAUUCCUACGUGAAUCUUGCGAUUUUUGAUCCUUCGACUGGCCGAGACACGGUUCGGGCUCACGUUGGUGAUGCUGCUGAGCGUUUGAUUCACUUGUUUUGCAUUGUUCCACGCCAGUCUCUCAUUCAUGAUGAUCUUUUGUUCAAAUACACUGAUUCUGAGCUCAUUGAACACCUUGAACUUUCUGAGAUUUCUUUGAAGAAUGCCAAGGAGAAGAAUCUGUUUAACGAUGACGAACCCUGGAGGCUAAAAUUGCAGUCCCUUUUGCCUGCUCAAGGUAUUUCUGUGAAACAUAUAAAGACUGGUGAAGAUGUAUUGCUUUCGAGGAGAGUUUUUGCAGUUUUUCUUAUGAUGACAAUGGCGGAUUUCAGUGAUCAGCUCUUCAGUUUUCAGGACUCUUUAUUCAACAACUCAGAUGGUCGCUUCGAGUUUUCUGGCAAUAAUGUUUCGACCUUGUGGCCUGGUGAUGGCAAGCCAGGAUUAUGGAUCAACUCCAUUUCAAGAAUGGGUGCAAUAUACUCUCUAAUCCUCCGGGAAGAAGAAAUAUUCAUUGAACAAAGGAGGAAAAAACAUGGUGAUGAGUUGUUAAAAGAUAGAGACGAAGACAUUGAACUCGUGAUACCUCCGGUUUUCAAUUACUGCACGCGAAUUUUGGAUUCGAAAGACCAGAUUAUUGCACGAGAUUUGUACUGGGAAGCCGUUUGCUAUAACGUGUCGACAAAGACCGGGCUGAAGAGAGCUGAGGAGAUGUUAUUGAGGUCUUUAGAGAAAAACCCAUUUGUUGGAGAGCCUUGUGUGGUUUUGGCUCAGAUUUAUUUGAGUGAAGGGAGGUUUGAGGAGGCUGAGAAAGUGGCUGAGAAGGGGGUGAGACUUUUGGUAGAAUGGGGGAGUCCAUGGGACAAGAGAAUGUCAUGGGAAGGAUGGAUUGCUUGGUCAAGGGUUUUAUUGACGAAGGCUAAGGAGAGAUCAUGGCCUAACACUUCUUGGGGCAUCCUCAAUUUGGGUCUUGUUAGGUAAAGUUUUAGUUGAUUAGCUGAUUUCAUAUUGAUGUAUCCAUUAACAGGGUUGAUAUAUCUCAACUUUAGUUUGUUAUUGGAAUUUAUAUCAGCUGAUUUUACUACAUAGUCACUAGCGUGUUUCUUUGAUAAAUAAUAAAUGGAAUAAGAACAUGAUUCUGAUUCAAGUACAUUUUCACAAAAAAA